UGUCCUGCCUCUAUAUAUGUGUAAAUGUGUGUGAGAGACAGAGGGUGAGUGGUGUGUCGUGUCCACUGAUGCACACCUCACUUGAACUCUGCUUUAUUUGGAUAUCUAUGACUGAAGUGUUAACACAUGAGACUAGAAUUUUAACUCGUAGAGGAUGUACUACGUGAAAAAGAAGUCCCAGUACAACUUGCUCAGCAGCAGCAUGGAGAGCCUGGGGAGCAGGGCCAGGCCCGCCAGCCCCUACAGCUCCGAGAACGCCUCUUCAGCCGUGCCCACCCCUUCACCUUACUCCCAGCCCAACUCCACCUUCGAGGGCCUGUCUCCUGCUCCGGCCAUCCCCUCCAACACCGACUAUCCCGGACCGCAUGUCUUCCAGGUGUCCUUCCAGCAGUCUAGCACCGCCAAGUCAGCCACAUGGACAUACUCUCCUCUGCUGAAAAAGCUCUACUGUCAGAUUGCCAAGACAUGCCCCAUCCAGAUCAAGCUGUCCUCCUCCCCUCCCCAUGGCAGCAUCUUAAGAGCGAUGCCUGUCUUCAAGAAGGCGGAGCAUGUCACAGAAGUGGUGAAGCGUUGCCCCAACCAUGAGCUAGGACGGGAUUUUAAUGACGGCCAAGUAGCCCCAGCCAGUCAUCUUAUCCGAGUGGAGGGGAAUAACCUCUGCCAGUAUGUGGAUGAUUCCGUAACAGGCCGCCAGAGCGUCUUUGUCCCCUAUGAGACUCCACAGGUGGGGACAGAGUUUACCACCAUCUUGUACAACUUCAUGUGCAAUAGCAGCUGUGUGGGCGGAAUGAACAGGAGACCCAUCCUCAUCAUCAUUACAUUGGAAACAAGAGAUGGACAAGUGCUGGGUCGAAGGUCAUUUGAAGGGAGGAUAUGUGCGUGUCCUGGCCGAGAUCGUAAAGCGGAUGAGGACCACUUCAGGGAACAGCAAGCUCUGAAUGAGAGUGUGGCAAAGAAUGGCACUGUCAACAAGCGCAAUUUCAAACAGAGCCCAGCGAAUAUUCCCAGCCCAAAUGUUAACAUAAGGAAGCGGCGGCAUGGAGAUGAGGAGAUUUACUAUAUUCCUGUACGUGGUCGAGAAAAUUUUGAACUGCUGAUGAGGAUUAAGGACAGUCUGGAGCUGGUGGAGCUGGUCCCACAGCCACUUGUGGACACCUACAGGCAACAAACGCAACAGCAGCUGCUACACAGACCGAGCCACAUAGCAACUCCCUCCUCUUAUGCUCCCCUUUCAAAUAUGAACAAGCUCCAUUCCCUUGGAGGCCUCAGUAAAUCACCCACAGUCAACCACCUGGCAGGGCAGCAGCACCAACAACACUCCACAGCCUCCACCCCCAUAGCCCAUAUGGGCCACAACAUGGUCAACAGCCACCACGUGCAGUCUAACGGUGACAUUAAUGGUGGCCACAGCAGUCAGACAUUAUUGUCUGCUUCACACUGCAGUCCACCCCCUCCGUAUAACCCUGACCCCAACCUUGUCAGUUUUCUAACCAGUCUGGGCUGCCAAAACUUCAUUGAGUACUUCACCUCGCAAGGUCUUCAAACUAUCUACCAUCUACAGACACUCUCUGUGGAGGAAUUAGGUGCACUUAAGAUACCAGAGCAGACCCGCUUAGCCAUCUGGCGAGGUCUCCAGGACAUGAAACAAGGCGCUUCCGUCCAGCCGCCGGCCUCCUCUCACCACCACGACUAUCACAGCCAGCAGCUUCUACGCUCCAGCAACAACAUGGCCGCCUCCGCCGUGGCCACCAUCGGGGCCGCCGGUGGGGAACUGCAACGUCAGCGCGUGAUGGAGGCUGUGCACUUUCGCGUCCGCCACACUAUUACCAUACCCAACAGGUCGGGUGUCGUAGGGACGACGGGGAUGGCGGCAGCGACUGAUGAGUGGGCUGACUUUGGUUUUGACAUGCCUGACUGCAAGGUGUCACGCAGCAAGCACUCAAUUAAGGAGGAAUUCAUGGAAAGAGAUGUUCACUGAGAACUAAUAAAAAUACCUCAAUUGUUUUCUCAACAAACAUUUUUAAAGACUAGGUAAUAGAUCUACUGGAGCUUUAAAUCCCUGAUUAUAGUGUUGUUGUCAUCCUUUAGUCAGGAAUUUAGCAUAGAUUGAAUGUGGGACAAUCCAAUAAGGUCAAUGCCUCUUCUUACCCAAUCAAGACUCAAAAGGACAUUUUCAGAUACCAUUACAUUGUCAAGGCAAUGCUACAGUACCCUCUGUCUGGACAAUUCUUUGUAGAGAUGGCACAUCUUUUGUGCUUGGAUACAAACAAUUUGUUCUCAGCUGAAUAUUUAUUAUCAUUCCAGGUUCCCUGGCCUUUCAAAAUGUAUAUACUGUAUCUUUGGUGUUGCUAAAAAAAAAAAAAGGGGGGGGGGGUAAUGUUUAAACUAGAGUUGUAAUUAAUUGGAGUGUGCUAAAUCAACCCACAACAUAACUUCGAUGAAUAUAUCUAAUGGCUAUGGUGAUGUGUUAAAUAUGUCAUUGGCAUUGUUCUUGGUGUGUAUUUGUAAGGAUCGUCAUGCAAUAGCAGAACUUGCAUCCAUAUAUUGUUCCAUCUGUGAAAUAAUGUUAAAUGUGACCAAAACAUUUCAUACCGGUCGAGAACAUGAAUGACAACAGUAUUACAUCUGAAUAGCAGUUAUGUAAUCAGAGUUACUAGUAGUUCAUUGUAAAUAGCAUCACUGUUCACCAUGAAUUGAGUCAAAACAGUAGCAUUUUCAGCCUUGCAGGGCGAGGUCUUCCUAUGUUGAUUCUUGAUGAUGAGAGGCUACUAAGUAUCUUAAUGGCACUUGUUUGUGUAUAUUAAAUUUUUUGUUGAUAAUUAUUAUUAUUAUGGUGCACUUCUAAUGAUAAUGUCAGUUCCAAUAUUGUUCCAAUGCAGAAGCAGAAUUGUAUCUAUUUUUUAUUGUUGUUGUAGUCAUAUAUGGACGCAUACAUUUUAACUCACCACGAGUUAAAUGUGCGUAUGAUCAGUAUUACACUUUACAAUGUACAUAAUAAUUACUGUGUUUUGAUAUUCUCGUUUCUGUUGGUGUAAACAUUAUUAUCUAUUGCCGUUUGUAACUGCUCAAUCGUGUCUAAAAUUAGAUUCAGUGUUUUUCUUGUACAAAUGUUGAUACAUUUGUGAUGUAGU
Messenger RNA from Dunckerocampus dactyliophorus (ringed pipefish), 3131 nucleotides. RefSeq names its product tumor protein p73 (gene tp73). Gene Ontology annotation, biological process: apoptotic process; protein tetramerization; regulation of transcription by RNA polymerase II. The transcript is spliced from 12 exons. Gene Ontology annotation, molecular function: protein binding; DNA-binding transcription factor activity, RNA polymerase II-specific; RNA polymerase II cis-regulatory region sequence-specific DNA binding. The record is from RefSeq and is a predicted model, not a curated record. Gene Ontology annotation, cellular component: nucleus. NCBI's taxonomy places the organism in Eukaryota, Metazoa, Chordata, Actinopteri, Syngnathiformes, Syngnathidae. The coding region runs from base 155 to 1978 and encodes 607 amino acids.